Penicillium oxalicum is the source of this 438-nucleotide messenger RNA. RefSeq lists its product as uncharacterized. The transcript has a single exon. The record is from RefSeq and is a predicted model, not a curated record. The coding region runs from base 1 to 438 and encodes 145 amino acids. Lineage: Eukaryota; Fungi; Ascomycota; Eurotiomycetes; Eurotiales; Aspergillaceae.
AUGGAGGAUACAAGUAGCCCGGGAGCGAGACAGUAUUUGUUUUUUUUGGUCUCGAGAGAGUCCGUAGUAGCGAUCGUGCGUCAAUGUGACAGUGCUCCUGGAAGAAUGGGAUUGAGUAAUAGGCGGCGGGGGUCAAGGAAAGGUUGGGGGCGAGAGUCGUUCCUCCGGGGAAUUGACGCAAAUGUUGCAGAAAAGGCCGAAAAGAAAAGAAAAGAAAGAGACGAGGGGCACAAAGAGGUUCGCAAAGUAAAUAGGUACUCGAACACAGACCCAGCUCCCUCCCUGGACCAAGUGAAGAAGGGUGUGAUUGAUAAUGGAGGAGUUGGUGCAAGGAGGAGAAAGGAAGAGAAGAAUGGAGAUUGGGGGGGCAAAGAGAGACGAGUGGAAGAGUUAAGGCUGAGGUCACCGAUGGGUGAGGCAGCUUGCGCCGGCCGGUGA